Molecule: messenger RNA, 2661 nt
Organism: Babjeviella inositovora NRRL Y-12698
Lineage: Eukaryota; Fungi; Ascomycota; Pichiomycetes; Serinales
Product: beta-glucosidase
Exons: 1
Coding region: 103-2604 (833 amino acids)
Biological process (GO): glucan catabolic process
Molecular function (GO): beta-glucosidase activity
Source: RefSeq, a predicted model, not a curated record
CCAGGCCGCCUUUUUCCAUUUAGGCGUUCAGGUAUUAUAUAUAAGAACCCAGCUUCCCGUCAACUUUCUCUAAGUUUUUAUUCACUCCAUUCACUAUAAAAUAUGUCCACAUUUGACAUCGAAACCACCAUUUCCCAGCUUACCCUUGACGAGAAGGUCAAGUUGAUGGCGGGUGCCGACUUCUGGCACACCCAGGCGAUUGAGAGACUCAGUGUACCUCUGAUUCGCGUUUCUGACGGGCCAAACGGUGUGAGAGGCACCAAGUUUUUCAACGGGGUUCCUGCCGCCUGUUUCCCGUGUGGGACCGGGCUAGCCUCCACCUUUGACAAGGAGUUGAUGCACGAAGCGGGGAAGUUGAUGGCACUUGAAGCUAAACACAAGGGUGCACACGUUAUUUUGGGUCCAACCUGCAACAUGCAGCGUUCGCCAUUGGGGGGUAGAGGCUUUGAGUCCUUCUCUGAGGACCCGGUGCUCUCCGGACUUUCCUCCGCCAGUAUCAUCCUGGGAAUGCAGUCCGAAAACAUUGGCGCUACUAUCAAACACUACGUGUGUAACGAUAUCGAGGUUGAGAGAAACUCCAUCAACUCUGUGGUCACCCAAAGAGCCUUGAGAGAGAUCUACUUGAUGCCGUUUCAGCUCGCAAUGAGAGAUGCUGACCCGAAGGCAUUAAUGACUGCGUACAACAAGGUCAAUGGCGAACACGCGUCGCAAUCCAAGUUCUUGUUGCACGACAUUUUGCGCGACGAGUGGAAGUGGGAUGGAAUGGUCAUGAGUGACUGGUUCGGCUGCUACUCCUUGAAGGAAGCUGUGGAUGCGGGGUUAGACUUGGAGAUGCCAGGGAAGCCGAUGAUCAGAGUUCCAAAGUCCAUGGCACACGCUGUCCAAACCAAGGAGAUCCACAUGAAUACUAUCGACGACAGAGUCAGAUCGGUUUUGAAGCUUGUGCAGUGGUGCCAAAAGUCGGGUAUUCCGGAAAACGCCCCUGAAGAUGCGGAUAACAACACCCCUAAGACCACUGCUCAGUUGAGAACGCUCGCUGCGGACUCCAUUGUUUUGUUGAAGAAUGAAAACAGUAUCUUGCCAUUGAAGCCGUCUGAUUCCAUUGCGGUGAUCGGGCCAAACGCCAAGGUUAGUGCCAACUCUGGGGGUGGCUCGGCUUCCCUUUUGCCGUACCACACCAUUACUCCGUACGAAGGGAUCUGCAAGAGACACGGAAAGGACGUUCCUUACACCAUUGGGGCCACUGCCAACAAGAUGCUUCCGGCCUUGGGUCCACAGUUGACCCGUGAUGACGGCUCGGUUGGCUUUGUGGGUAACUUCUACCUCGAACCAAGAGGAACUGAAGGAAGGACCAAGAUUGAUUCGUUCAAUCUCUCCAGUUCUUUCAUAUUCUUGGUCGACUACAUGCAUGAAAAGUUCGAAAGCAAGUUGUAUGUGGACUUUGAAGGCAUCUUCACCCCUGAGGUUACUGGGGAGCACGUGUUUGGUGCUGCCGUGUUUGGUGACGCUCAGAUCUUUGUGGAUGACAAGCUAGUGGUUGACAAUAAAACCAAGCAUACAAGCGGUGAUUUUUUCUUUGCUCAGGGUACCAUUGAGGAGAAGGGUCGCAUCAGCUUGGAAAAAGGCAAGCCUUACAGGGUAAGAGUUGAAUUGGGUUCUCCAGUUACUUCCCAACACUACAAGGGUAUUGAUACUUCGAUCGCUGGUGCUGGAGGGAUCCAGUUUGGAGCUAUGGCCGUUUUGGAUGCUCGAACAGAGAUUACCAAGGCUGUUGAGUUGGCUAAGAGCGUCGAUAAGGUUGUGUUGGUCACUGGUCUCACCCAGGAAUGGGAGUCUGAGGGCUAUGAUAGAGCAAACAUGAAAUUGCCAGGUCUUACCGACGAGUUGGUUGCUGCCGUUGUCAAGGUUAAUCCAAACGUGGUAGUGGUGAAUCAGUCGGGAACUCCAGUGGAGUUUCCAUGGCUUGAUCAGGUUCCAGGCUUAGUGCAGGCUUGGUUCGGUGGUAACGAGUUAGGUAACGGUAUUGCUGAUGUUUUGUACGGCGAUGUCAACCCGUCAGGAAAGUUAUCUCUUUCAUGGCCAAAGAGAGUGGAGGACAACCCAGCCUACUUCAACUUCAAGUCCAACAAGGGUCAGGUUUUGUAUGGAGAGGACAUUUACGUUGGGUACAAGUAUUAUGAAAAGUUGAACAGACCUGCUUUAUUCCCCUUCGGUUUUGGUUUGAGUUACACCAAGUUCGAGUUCUCGAACUUGAAGGUCGGGCAGGAUGAAAAGAACUUUAAUGUUUCCGUCGAGGUAAAGAAUACUGGUGACAAGGCUGGCUCCACUGUUGCUCAGGUUUACGUCGGCGCUGUUGACUCAUCGGUCGAGAGACCUAUCAAGGAGUUGAGAGAGUUCUCCAAGGUUAAAUUACAGAGCGGCGAGACAAAGACUGUAAGAAUCACCUUGCCAAUCAAGUAUGCCACCGCUUUCUUCGACGAGUAUGAGGGCAAGUGGAACUGUGAGAAGGGUGAGUACUUGAUCUCUGUCGGUGACUCGUCUGAUAAUACUACUGUGAAGCAGAGUGUUACCUUGGAGAAGGGUUUCUUGUGGUCUGGUCUUUAGAAGCAUCUAUCUGUACUUCUGAAAUUUAUACAAUAUAUUCCAUUUUGGACAUUCUAU